ACAAGGGCUCCAAACGAACAAAGAACAAGAACAAACUUUCAGUUCAGCGUUGAUGGAUCUACCUUCGGGAUUUCGUCCAUAUUUUUGCUUUCUGCCCAAUGGCCAGUUAAAGACAAAAUACAUGGAAAUGUAGCCUCUUAAUUAUUCUCAUAGGUCCUGAAAUUCCCGUGAGGAGGAGCCACCACUUCUGUGCGGCUCCGGCUGUUUCUGCCUCUGUUGACCAUUCGGGGUAGCUCCCAGAAUGUUCCGGGAGGCCCUACACAUGAUUUUCACUAAAAGUUGUAUUGAUCCUCGUGAAUCCUUUGCCUGUGCUAUCAGGCACCAGCCUUCACCGUCCACUGUCCCUGAAACUGCUACCAGGCCUCCAGAACUUCAAACCCCUCCAUACUAUCAUCAGUGUUUUCGCAGCGCAGUGUCUGUUUGUGUGAGGAAACAGAGGAAAACAGAUUAUUCAAAAUCAACACGUCUUCUCCUGGGGGAGUGUGAACUCUUUCCGAACUGCCCUUCACUACACAUGGUAGUAAAGAACUACAAAUCCCAGCAAUCAAAAAACAAAGAUCCCAUCGAAGUAAGACCACGUCAUUUAUUCAUGGCCAAGAUGAAUAAAACACGAUAGUGUGGUAUUUUCUCUGUGAAAUGAGGAGCACCAACUCAAGUUCACAAUUCAACAUGCAGACUGGACUCUCGGGCAAUUCAACAUCUUCCCCCCCUUUUCCUAUCAUCAAGGUGUGUGUGAUGGUUCCCUUCUUCUCCAUCUUCCUCUUCUGCAUCGUGCUCAUGCUCUACAUCUUCGCAUCUAACCGGCACUUCAUGGACAGCACUCGCUACAUCUUGUUUGCCUUCAUGCUGGUCAACGACACCCUAGUAAUGUUGUCCUCUGUGCUGCUCUUGUUCCUGGCUGCCGCCCAGGCGAGGUUCCCCAUUGUCUUCUGUGCCCCCCUGCUGUUCUUCUCCACUGCUUCCUUCCUCAACACCCCUCUCAUCCUAGCUACCAUGUCCCUGGAGCGCUACGUGGCUAUCAUGUACCCACUGCAGUGCCCACCUGCGUGGCGGUCCGACCGCGCCUGGAUCAUCUUGCUGUGCCUGUGGCUCAUCAGCUGUGUCCUCCCCACGGUGGACUUCUCCAUAGCGGGGGCUCGUCCCGGCGUGGACGUCCUCUCCACGCCCGUCUAUUGCAGCACCGUGGUGCUCAACUCUUCUACCGUGCAGACUCUGUUCAAGGUCUCUCUGAAUGGGUUUUUCUUCGGGGCGGUGGCGCUCAUGAUCCUCUACACCUACAUCAAGAUCCUCCUGGAGACCAAGAAGAUGAGGCAGGACAGGGCCUCUGUGAACAAAGCCAUGCACACCGUGCUGCUCCACGGCUUUCAGCUGCUGCUCUGCCUCUUGGCCUUCACUAAUCCCAUCUCCGAACAGCUCCUCGUGCUGCACGCCAACUGGUUACCCGACGACAUCUACUUCUUCAACUACUUCUGUUUUAUCCUCAUCCCGCGUUUCCUCAGCCCACUCAUCUACGGCUGGCGGGACAAGAGCCUGAGAGACCACAUGAGAAGAGCAGCUCUGUGCUGCUCUUGUGGCUUCAGGACGCGUGACACGGAGAAGCCAUUGUCAUAAUUCAUAAAUCUAGCAUAUUUACAGUUUCAAGUUGGGCUUUUGUAGCGGGGCCAGGUUCAGGGAUCUAUAUGAAGCGACAACUGUGUAAGAAGUUUAGAUAUUUUGUAUAAAUUGUGUGCCAAACAAGGCAAAUCUAUUUAUGUAGCAACCUUCAAAAAGAAAGGACAUUCAGUGGGCCUUGGCGCUAAAGACAAUAAAAUGGUAGCAUUGAUGCCAUAAUCGAUAAUGUUUCUUUAUUUCAAGGGCUAAUUUAAAGAUAAGCAUACCAAUUCUGAAUGUAUGUCCACAUGAUACUAUGUUUAUGUGACUUUCUGAUGACAUUCUUUGUACAUUUAUACAAAGAUGAAUCAUGCAUUUAAAUUAAAUAAUUAAAUGUAUCUCUGUACUUUUAUUUGCUCUCUCUUUAGUUUCU
This is a messenger RNA of Gadus macrocephalus (Pacific cod), 2023 nucleotides long. Its product is annotated as odorant receptor 131-2-like. Bases 637 to 1611 code for a protein of 324 amino acids. The transcript is spliced from 2 exons. NCBI's taxonomy places the organism in Eukaryota, Metazoa, Chordata, Actinopteri, Gadiformes, Gadidae. Gene Ontology annotation, cellular component: membrane. The record is from RefSeq and is a predicted model, not a curated record. Gene Ontology annotation, biological process: G protein-coupled receptor signaling pathway. Gene Ontology annotation, molecular function: G protein-coupled receptor activity.